This is a messenger RNA of Caenorhabditis auriculariae, 834 nucleotides long. Lineage: Eukaryota; Metazoa; Nematoda; Chromadorea; Rhabditida; Rhabditidae. The record is from the annotation of a GenBank genome assembly.
AUGUUGGCAGUCAUUUUCGCCUUUUUCACAUCGAUCCUUCUGAUUGAUGUCACCUAUCAGGUCUUCUUCCUGUCUUUCAUGAAAAGUUUCAAUUCCUCAUUCAGCAACGUCUGGAGUGUUGGAAUUACUCAGCCUCCGCCAUAGUUUUUCCACAAAUCGGCCAUACAACGCCGCCUCUUCUCGACUAUCGUCUUCUCUCUCCAGAACCCGUGAGCACCAAGGUUUCUCGAGAUAAGUACAUAAAUCGACUUGAAGGUGUGUAGAACUCAACGAAAAAUGCCCAAGCUCAACGACCUCCAGUUUGCGUCGUCCAGCUUUGUCGCAGUGUGUGAACAAUGUCCACAGUGAGACAUUUUUCCAAUCUUCCCCUCUUGAAACGAUCCGACUUUCCUCUUGUCUAUCGUCGGCGCGGUUAAAGAAAACUAUGAAAUGUUUCGCAAACAAUAGAAUGAGGGAGAGGAGAGCGCAGAGAAGUCAGACUUUGACAGGCUACAUGAAGAGUUGGAAACUGAAGAUGGCAGUUACAGGUGCUUCAUAACUCUGCCGAAGCGCUUCGAGCUGCCCCUCCAGUGGUCCCUCGAUAGAAUCUUCGUCGUCGCGAAGCAGCAGCCGCAUCAUCGGCCUUUCACGGACGUCCCUAUCCACUACGUGAUCGUCGAUCGACUGCCUUCUGUCCUCCGAGAAUGUCGCGUCGUCGUCUUCCGUCCUGUUGAGGCUUUGAAACCCGGCGGCGGCCCUGUUUCAGCUCUUUUCGCCAUCGUAGUUGCUCUGCUCUCUCUUCUUCUUCUUCUCUUUCUUGCCACUUUGUUCCGCUGUAUCUUUUUCAAUCUCUGA